AUGGCCGGUGGAGGAAUCCCCGGCGACGCCUCUUCAGGCACGGAUACUCCACGCGAGAAAAGCCGCGCGACCGCUGAUACUCUGAAGACCGGCUGCAUUGCCUGGGUCGAGAAAGAUGGGAAGCCGCGGCGCGCGGAAAUCCUCAGUAUCAAAACCACAAAGUCCGGCAAGCAGUUCUACUGUAACUUCGAUAGCUACAAUAAGAGAUUAGACGAAUGGGUUCCUGCGGCUCGAAUCGACUUCGAGCAGGAUGUUGAAUGGCCUCGCCCUGAGCCGGAGAAGACAAAGGAGAGCAAGAAAAAGACAAACGACAAGAAGGUCCCGCAGCCCGCUAAGAAAAGAAAGGCGCCCGUGUCAAAACGAGAGCAGAGUGUUUCCAAAAGGGAGCAGUCCGUCUCCGAAGCUGCGACGCCGCAUCCGUGGACCGAAUUUGUAGAAUCGCAGGAUGGGCGCAAGUCAGCAUCUCUCGGACCUGACGGCGAAGCUACCGGGCGAGACAGUAUCGAGCCUAGCCAGACCCCUGGCGUUGUCGACGAUACCGAAGCCGAGGAUAAGGACGUUGAAGGGGCCAAUGGUCACACUGACGAGUUCAACCGCAAGGAGGAGAUCGAAAAGCUUAGGACGUCCGGGUCGAUGACGCAGAACCCGACAGAGGUUUCACGAAUCCGAAAUAUCUCUAAAGUUCAAUUCGGACGACAUGACUUGUUCCCAUGGUAUUUCUCGCCAUACCCAGAAGCCUUCACGGAAGAGGACUGCGUUUUCAUCUGCGAAAUGUGCUUGGGUUACUACGGCGACCAGAUGGAGUUUGUCCGUCAUAGGAAGAAGUGCCAGCUUUUCCAUCCUCCCGGCAAUGAGAUCUACCGAGACGACUAUGUCUCAUUUUACGAAAUCGACGGCAGGCGACAACGGACUUGGUGUCGCAAUCUGUGCUUGCUAUCCAAGAUGUUCCUCGAUCACAAGACCCUUUACUAUGAUGUCGACCCUUUUCUCUUCUAUGUUAUGACUAACAGGACGGAUAAGGGAGACCACGUCGUGGGGUACUUUUCCAAGGAAAAGGAGAGCGCGGAUGGCUACAAUGUUGCGUAUCUGGGUCUUCUCAGUUACCGUCAAUACUGGUCAGAGAACAUCAUCGACACUCUGCUCGACUACAACGAACGGGGAGACAAAAUCACUAUUGAGACUAUUUCAACAGCUCUCGCAAUGACCACACAAGAUGUGGAGCACACAUUACAAGUCCUCCGCAUGCAAGUUUACCAUCGCGGCGAGCACAAGAUUGUUCUGCCGGAGAAAUUGGUCAAGCAACGGGAGCGUGUCAUGGUCAUGAUGGACUGGACACUCCAGUCUGACGUCAAUCAAUCGCCCGUCAUGGGCGAGCUCGCGGAUUACCUGGCCGCCAACGACGCCAACUUUCGCAAAGCCCGUCUUCCAGCCUUAUACUCUGACUUUAGACCUCAGAGGACACUCAACCCCGACGGCUACCGUGCCAACAUUGCUGCUUGGCAGAGUGCUCUUUCUCUCCUCUCUUCGAAAUCUCUCCUAUCCUCGUCGUCCCCUCUCAUUUUGAGUGUCGACAAAUCGCUUCUUAGAAACCUCGAGAGUCGGCAAUACGGUCAACCCCUCGCGUUAGGAACAGCUAUACGAGAAGGCAUCCAAGGUCGUGAGCUAUAUCCUCUCAACGAUUUCCUGAAACAAGAUCAGAGCGUCUACCAUCAUGGAUGGGGAGAGAUUCCAUGGAACAUUGCGGGGUGGACCUUGAGAAGUUUGGGUAUCGUUGACCCUUCUCGAGGAGAGGACAGGCUACCGACUGGGCAAUAUGUCCUAGUCCAGAACCUAGAGGCUGCAGCGCGAGAGCUGAAGUCGGCACUGGCAGCGGGUUCGUCAGUGUUUGAUCGAGUCUUCACCAAAGCGCAAUUCCGAAAUCAGUUUGCGUCGAAACUUGUGCCCGGCCAUCGACUGGACGAGAAGGACACGGACGUAAUAUUACGAUUCCUGGCUAGGGACACGAACGCAAUAGAAUAUGAUGGCAGCAUUAUUCGAGUCAAGGGGCAAAGUCAGGAGGGACCAAUUACAGAGCAGGACGCCUCGGUUGCCAGCUUGAAGGAGCUCAUGGGACGACUCGAGCAUCAGGUCACUAUAUUGAACGAGCGCGUCGCUGCUUUUGAGCUUACCGCGAAGGAGGCAGUCGGCAGGAACAAUAGAGUGCAGGCGCUUGCGGCUUUGAAGUCGAAAAAGCUUGCCGAAAGCUCGUUGAGCACGCGCUAUGCGACACUCCAUCAGUUGGAAGAGGUCGCGCACAGGAUACAACAGGCAUCCGACAAUGCUGCUUUGGUGAACGUCAUGGAGUCGAGUGCCGGCGUGCUGGAAGGCCUCAACACACAAGUCGGCGGUGUCGAGCUGGUCGAUGCUGCUAUGGGCAAGAUACGCGAUGCGAGCAGCGAGGCAGACGAGGUGGCCGCUAUUCUUGCAGAAGGAGGCCAGGCUGUUGACGAAGCCGAGAUUGACGACGAACUUGAAGCCAUGAUGUCCGAGGAGAAGGAGAAGGAAGACGAGAAGCAGCAGCAAGCAAAGGAGAGGCAGCAAAUGGAGGCGGACAAGGGGGAAGAAGCCAGGGUGAAACAGAAACUGGAAGACUUGCCGGACGUGCCUCGAGAGCGCGAAAAGACACCGACUUCAGAGACAGGAUUGGCGAACUUGUCUAUGGCGGACAAGGAGGCACUCACGGGAAAUUAG
Messenger RNA from Emericellopsis cladophorae, 2730 nucleotides. RefSeq names its product Histone acetyltransferase-like protein. The transcript is spliced from 5 exons. Gene Ontology annotation, molecular function: histone acetyltransferase activity. The coding region runs from base 1 to 2730 and encodes 909 amino acids. NCBI's taxonomy places the organism in Eukaryota, Fungi, Ascomycota, Sordariomycetes, Hypocreales, Bionectriaceae. The record is from RefSeq and is a predicted model, not a curated record. Gene Ontology annotation, biological process: regulation of DNA-templated transcription; vacuolar transport.